Molecule: messenger RNA, 2862 nt
Organism: Bufo bufo (common toad)
Lineage: Eukaryota; Metazoa; Chordata; Amphibia; Anura; Bufonidae
Gene: PLA2G15
Product: phospholipase A2 group XV
Exons: 6
Coding region: 256-1488 (410 amino acids)
Biological process (GO): phosphatidylcholine metabolic process; ceramide metabolic process
Cellular component (GO): lysosome
Source: RefSeq, a predicted model, not a curated record
ACAACUCGUGACCGCUCACUGCCGUCUUCCAGAGUCCAGGCAUGACUAAUCGUGCGCCUGGCGGGCUUCAAAAAGGAUGCGGCCGGCGAUCGAUUGCUUCUGCCUGCAGCCUGGAGAGAGGGUUAUAUGACAGGCGGCGGCGGGCAGUACUAGGUUCAGGAGACUGACAGUGCGGAGACCUGGAAGGAAGCGGCUCCUCCGCCGGGACACAGCACAGCACGCUUCUCCGUUACCUGGCACUAUGCGGAGGCCGACAUGUCUGUCGGAGUAGGGUUGUCGAGCCUCGCUGUUGUCUUCUUGCUAUGGUUACCUGCCGCCUCCAGCGCUCCAGCCUGCUCCAGCCAUGGGUGCACCCCGGGGCCACCUGUGGUGCUCGUCCCGGGUGACUUGGGAAACCAGCUGGAAGCCAAACUGGAUAAACCAUCAGUUGUACAUUACAUGUGCUCUAAGAAGACCGAUUACUACUUCACUCUGUGGCUGAACCUGGAGCUUCUGCUGCCCCUGGUCAUUGACUGCUGGAUAGACAAUAUAAGGUUGGUUUUCAACACGACCACCAGAAGAACUGCUUCUCCUGAAGGAGUUGACGUAAGGGUCCCAGGCUUUGGCCAGACGUACUCGUUGGAGUUUCUGGAUCCUAGCAAAAGGAGUGUAGGUACGUAUUUCUACGCUCUUGUUCAGAGCAUGGUGGACUGGGGGUACACGCGUGAUGGAAACGUGAAAGGAGCACCUUAUGAUUGGCGCAAAGCUCCUAAUGAGAACUCAGAAUAUUUUGAAGCUUUACAGAAGCUGAUAGAGACUAUGUAUGAAGAAUAUAAGAGCCCAGUGGUGCUCAUUGCUCACAGUAUGGGCAACCUGUACACCCUUUAUUUCCUCAAUCACCAGACGCAGCGCUGGAAGGACCGGUAUAUUCACUCCUUUGUGGCUCUUGGUGCUCCUUGGGGAGGAGUGGCAAAAACUCUGCGAGUUCUUGCUUCAGGAGACAAUAAUCGAAUUCCAGUAAUCAGCUCCCUGCGGAUUCGUGACCAGCAACGCUCAGCUGUCUCCACCAGUUGGCUACUUCCAUAUGAGAACACAUGGCCAUCCGAUAAAGUCUUUGUACAGACCCCAACUGUGAACUACACCCUGAAGGACUAUGAGAAGUUUUACAGAGACAUUGGUUUUCAGGAAGGUUGGGUGAUGAGGAAAGAAACUGAAAGUCUUGUGUCUUCCCUUACCCCUCCUGGGGUUGCAGUACAUUGCCUUUAUGGAACGGAGGUUGACACCUCUGAAUCAUUUCACUAUGAUUCUUUCCCAGACAAGGAGCCAUCCAUCACUAAUGGACCCGGAGAUGGAACGGUGAACAUAGAAAGUGCCUUACAAUGCCGUAAGUGGUUAGGUCUCCAGAAACAGCCAGUGUCUCUGGUAGAGCUGCCCGGUAAUGAACACAUUGCCAUGUUGUCAAAUGUUACCACUCUAGCCUACAUCAAGAAGGUCCUUCUAGGUGUAUAGCUUUCAUCUCUAAGGUGUGUUGUCAGCUGCCUUCUGUGCACUGUGGUUUUUGACAUUUACCAUAUGGUUUGUCGCACAAGAACAGAUAAUCGCUGCUAGACGUGGGAAAUGAAGUGAUAGGAUGUAUAUACAGUACUGUAGUAUAUUUAUAGCGACCGCACAUUUCUGGAAGACCGUUCCCAGAAUAAUACAAUUCGCUACACGUUGUGGAUUGUAGUAAUGUUUAAAGGCUAUGGACAUCUUCGGGGCAAUUUUUUUAUUUUUAUUGCUAAAUCUUACUCAUUUUGUGCAAAUAAAAAAUUUCAACUGGUCUUUUAAAAAUGUUUAGCCAUUUUUGAGAUACAGGGGUUAAAAAUCUGUUUGUAGAUUAUGACUUCUCAGUCCCAUCAGCUCUGAUCUCUUGACAUUAUAAACACUCAUUUAAAGGUGCAUUUACACGCGCCAGGGAGAAAGUGUUCAUUCCCGACAGUCGGCUGCUCGUUAAGUGGUGAACUGAAUUUACCUGCAGCAAUCGCCUCCACAGUAUGAGAACGAGCUACGUCUACUGUGAUCGCUCAUCCUCAUCCUCUGUUUCUGGGCGGCAGGUCUCUGUUUAGACGGCACGAUCUGCUGAUCAGAAAUGGAGAUGAGCGAAUUUCUGAUUUUGAAAUUCGUUCACACUUCGUUUGGUGGUAAAAAAGUGAAUUACGUUAUGGAUUCUGUCACCACUGACCAGAACGCAAUUCUAUGACGGAAUGCCUUUAGAGGCAUUCCGUUAUAAUAGAAGUCUCUGGGCUGCAAAAAGGAUCCAUCCUAUUUCCGUUAUGCAGGGGAGUGUAAACUAAUUUCAUAAGCAGAAAUUCGCUCAUUUCUACCCAGAAACGAUAAUUUAGGUGAGUGUUUUGCCUGUUCAUCGGUCAAUUGGCUGCACCUUUACACAUUAACUCAUAUUCUUAUCAGUUUGAGGUCAGGAGACUAGAGAUAAGGCUGCACAUAAGCCGUCAGUUGACGGGACUGAGGAGGGAUACUUUUUUUAAAUAAAGACCGAUUGAAGAAAUGAUUUUAGCCCAAAAUGAGUAAAAUACAAUCAUUUAAUAAAUUUGCCCCGAAGGUGUCCAUAACCAUUAAACAAAACCACACAUUUCUACUGUUGUAUUAAUGAAAAAAACAUUUUGUAAAUUGUUUGACAUUGUACACAGUGACAUUUUGAAUAUAAAUCUGAAAAUGCUUAAAUCCGCAUUAAAUUGUUUUUUCAAAUCCCUGAUUUACAGUAGUUGGAUUGUGAUCACACUGCACAGAUGGUUUACAGCACAGGCGUGAAAGCAUUUCAUGUCAUACAGGAGCAAAUGAAGCAAGUUUACAGAAAUGGCAUUCAGAAAUGUUGGAUCUUUGACA